Portunus trituberculatus (swimming crab) is the source of this 2862-nucleotide messenger RNA. It is a transcript of the gene l(3)72Dn, whose product is annotated as U3 small nucleolar RNA-associated protein 4 homolog. Gene Ontology annotation, molecular function: RNA binding; protein binding. The record is from RefSeq and is a predicted model, not a curated record. Gene Ontology annotation, cellular component: 90S preribosome; small-subunit processome; t-UTP complex. Lineage: Eukaryota; Metazoa; Arthropoda; Malacostraca; Decapoda; Portunidae. The transcript has 13 exons. The coding region runs from base 22 to 2094 and encodes 690 amino acids. Gene Ontology annotation, biological process: maturation of SSU-rRNA from tricistronic rRNA transcript (SSU-rRNA, 5.8S rRNA, LSU-rRNA).
AGGUGCCGUUGUAAAGAGAGAAUGGCUGAGUGUGUCGCCUGUAAACAAAGCAGCAUGGCACAGUACACGAUACACAAUGUUCGCUUCUUUGACUUCAACCCCAAGGCGAUACACUGCAUGAGCUACGACGACGCGACGAGCAGAUUGGCGCUGUCCAGAACUAAUGGAGACAUUGAAAUAUGGAACUGCUGGAGCCGGCCCUUCAUGCAGCUGUUCCUCCCAGGGGACAACGACAGCUCUGUGGAGGCGAUGGUGUGGUGCCAAGGCAGGCUUUUCAGUGCUGGCCUCCACGGUUUCCUGCUGGAGCAUAACCUGGCCUCUCGGGAAGUCACGCUUCGCACCCCCAUCACCGGUGGCCCCACGUGGUGCCUCGCACUCUCUAAGGACAAGAAAAAAUUGGCUGCUGGCACGGAGAGAGGAUACGUGUGUAUAUUUGAUGUGGUGGACAGUGGAGUUAUGUACGACCGGGCGCUGGAGAAACAAGAAGGUCGUAUUCUUCACAUCGCGUGGCACAUCAGUGGGGAUUAUAUAGUGACUGGCUCGGUGAAUUGUGUGCGGGUGUGGUCACUGAAGGAAGGGCGGGUGGCCCGGUGUGGCCUGGGUGCCGCCGAUAGGAAGGAUGAGGUCAUUGUGUGGUGUGUGGGCAUUCUGGAUGACAUGACCCUCGUUAGUGGUGAUUCCAGUGGACGGGUCUGCUUCUGGAAUGCUGAGCUGGGCACUGUCACCCACAGUGUCCAUACUCACAAGGCGGACAUCCUCGCCCUCACCGUAUGUCCCGAUCAGAAGUCUGUCUAUGUUGCUGGUGUGGACCCAACCAUUGUUCAGGUGAGCCGCGUGGAGACAGGCACCAAGAAGGGCAAGGUGGAGAUGUGGGUUAAGGGCAUCCAGCGAUCCAUACACACCCAUGACGUGCGGGCCCUCGUUGUCACUGCCACCGAUCGUGUCUACUCUGGGGGCGUGGACACCAUCCUUACACUGAGUUACUUCCCACCAAGGACUGUCUGCAAGUUCCCGGCUCUUCCUCCUCUUGGCUCCAUCUCUGUGGCCCGGGAGGCUGAGUCACUCCUGCUGCAGUACAGUGACCAUGUGGAGCUAUGGAGGCUUGGGGCGUCUUCCAAGAAAGGGGGAAAAUCAGGCACCUUCCUCCCAGUCACUAAGGACCGAGUAAAGCUGCUGGAACUGCAAGGCAAAGAUGACGAGGUGAUCCAGUGGUGUGCCGUGUCUCCCAAGGCACGGUGGAUAGCAUACCUCGUCCAGGGCAGCCUCCGGAUCUACCAUUUCACUCCACCAGCGUCUGGGAAGCAGCCUCGGGUACAGCGAGUGAAAGAGGUGAGCCAAGAAAUAAAGAAGAGUCACCAGAUGCUGUGGCUGAGUGAAGGAAAACUGGUCUCUGCUGCUGUCACUGGGGCCAUUCAGAUAAUUAAUGUGUCAGGGAGUAAGGCUGAGCUGGAGAAAGAGCUCACCCUUAGUCCAGGACACAGCGUUCUCCAGAUGACCUGCGACUUGGAAGGCAAGAUGCUCGCUGUUGUGGACAGCAAGAAUAUCAUCACAAUCUUUGACAUUGAGAAAGAAACAAUUUCUGUCCUCCCUGGGCACAGCUCUCCCUGCACAGCCGUAGGGAUCCACCCACUUACGAAGGAGGUGGUGGCAGUGUACGCAGACAUGAGCAUCAAGGAAUAUGACCCAUCCAAGCAAUGCUAUACUGCAUUCUGUCGGCAGCACCUCAACGAGCCGUCCUCAGAGCUGGCCAAGAAACACUCGGUGAUCUUGAGAGUGAGCUUUGAUCCAGACCGCCCUGACCUGAUCCUCCUCCACAACGAGUCAGCCUUUGUGGUGGUGCAGAAAGACAAGAAGGCGGCUGAUGUGAGUCAGGAAAAAGCGCCUAAGGUUAAGAAAGUCACGUCUGGCUCAAGUCCGGGGAAAGGGGCUAAGGCAGGGAUAGGCGCUAAGUUUAGUGUUAUCAGAAGACCGAACCAAGUGUUACUGUUCAGCCAGAUGAAGGGAGAGGCUGUGGUGAGUGUGGAGUUGAAUCCCCUGCAGGUAAUGGAUAGGCUGCCCUCACCACUCAAGGUUAAGAAGUAUGGUGGCACGUGAAUUAAGACAAUUUUAGUGCAAUUUUCAUGUUUUUUAUCCAUCAUUGUUUUUCAUUCAUCAUUCAUCACCAAUUUUCUAAACUACACUGUAAUUAAAGACCAUGAGUCACUAAGGCAGCAGAUAACCAUUCUUUUAACAUCCAGAAAAGGGACGUAGACAAACAUUGCAACUUUGCCAGCUGUACGUCAUCCUGUUAUGAAUUCCUUAGAGAGGGACAGAGACUAGAAACACUCGAGAGAAAAUAAACUCGCAACACAUCACUAACCAAAACAAAACAGCAAUUACCGUCAGACAAUAUAUAGUUAGCUUAUUCAUAAUCCACAUCAUUGUAUCAUUGUCAUUAUUAUAGGGUUGUCCACAAGGUACCCCUUUCCAUCGGGGGCUGUGUGUUUGUGUUUCAAGGUGAUGCAUACGCUAAGGUACAUGCAUUUUUGUCACAAAGUGUUUUGAAAUUCCCGGGUCAAAAAAUCAACCAACACUUUGGCAACAUCCAGGUAGAAAAAAGUUUUGUCUUCUGAUUAAUUCAAAUGACUGUAUGAGUGUGUGGUAAUUUGUAUAACCCUUUCUGCCUCUGCUGGUCAGGUGUAUAGAUAAAACAUUGUCACUAUCAUCAUCAUCAUCAUCAUCACAAGGGAUAAAUUGUGGGAGGAACAGAACAGGAAUCAGGAAGGAGGUAAACAGAUCAUGAAUUAUUACAAACAUUAUCUGUUGUAAUAUGAUUUGUGUGAAGGAUGUAAGAAAAUGUGAGGAUUAAAUUGUUACAUUGUA